CUCGAGCAGUCGAGCUGAUCCCGUCGCACGUAUCGGAUCCCGAUUGUCGCCACCAUCGCUUCCAGGAAUCUCAUUGAGGAUCACGUCAAGAAAAUUACACGUGCAUAUUAUGUUUUGCAAAUGAAACUGUCGUGUCCAGUCGCCGAUAUUACCGGCCCAUGAUCAAACUCCAGCCAAUCAGAGAGCUCGCGCACGCGUAGGAAUACAGAUUUUCGCUGUGCCGGAGACGGACUACUCCCUUCCCGUCGUUCGUGCGAGUUUGCGACCCCCUGACUGGACACGACUAUCCAGUUCCACCAGAGCCGAGCUGCCGCGAAGAAAGUGUCGUUAGUGCUUGUUUACUCGACUUCACCUAUCGGCGGCCACUUCCAAAAAUGGCAUCCGGAGUAACUGUAGCGGACGUUUGCAAGACGACGUACGAGGAGAUCAAGAAGGACAAGAAGCACCGCUAUGUUAUCUUCUACAUUAAAGACGAGAAACAGAUCGACGUGGAGGUCAUUGGGCCGCGCGAUGCCGCCUACGAUGCUUUCCUUGAAGAUCUGCAGAAGGGCGGAAGCGGCGAGUGCCGUUAUGGACUCUUCGACUUCGAAUAUACUCACCAGUGCCAGGGCACAUCAGAGGCUUCCAAGAAACAGAAAUUGUUCUUGAUGUCGUGGUGCCCGGACACCGCCAAGGUUAAGAAGAAGAUGUUGUAUUCCAGCUCCUUCGACGCCCUCAAGAAGUCCCUCGUUGGUGUCCAGAAGUACAUCCAGGCGACAGACCUUUCAGAGGCAUCUGAAGAGGCUGUUGAGGAGAAGCUCCGAUCCACCGACAGGAAUUAAAUAUGAAGUAUUCCGCGAACGAGUUUCCCCCUACAGUUACAAACGAAAAAUGAAACGAGAACAACAGACAAGGACACCUAAUUAUCGUUUCAAGAAAAUCCGAGACAUAAGAGAAAUAACGAAGUAAUCGAGUGAAUGAACAAGGAAAACUAACACAGUAAAAUUUCUUUUCCCACAAUAACAACCGAGAACAAUAAAUAUAAAGAAAUAUGUCAGCAAUAACAACAACAAAAAGCAGCAGCAGGAGAUCCAAAGGAUCUAUAUAUAGAUAUACUUAUAUAUAAGUGAUAAGGUCUCAUCAAUGUCUACCACGAGUUUUUAUCGAAUUCGUUCUUUUCAUUUUUUAAUAUCAAAUAUCAUCUAUCAUGCUAUCAUUGCCUAUCGUUCAUGGACGCUAAAAAAUGGGGAGAGUAAAACUGCGAGCUUGAGAUAAUUAUCAGGUGGUUUUACAGGGACGUUUCGUGACAAUUAAUUUAUUUUAUCUUUCGGAUUUUCUCGCAACGGUGCUUAAAUAUUCUUGUUUGUUCCUCUCUCUUCACUUCUUGGUUGUUACUGUAGGGGGAAAUUUCGUGAGAAUUUUAUUAUGAUUACAAUAUAAAAAAUGGGAAAUACAACACACUCGCACACGAUAUUCAUGACAUGCACACGAAAUGAGCGAGAAAGAGAAAGAGAAAAAGAUAUGGGAAAAAAUGAAUAAGAAAACUCACACGAAUUUUGUCGAGGUGACACUUUUUCAUAUUGUUGCGGUACGUCGUGUGAAUCUGUCUGAUUAUUAUAAUAUUAAUAUUAUACUUAUUAUUACGAUAAUGAUAAUGUAAUGAUUAUAAAAGUCGAAAAGAAUGAUAGUGAAAAGAAGAAAAUGAAUGGUAACGGUGGCAACAAUUUAUAUACAGUAAGAUGGAAAAAAAAUGAAAAACACCGAAUCAGUCAGGUCAGUAAUGCAGAAGGUGGAUACAUAAUUUUUGUCACAUGCUGUAAUGAUAUUUAAAUUAAAUUCAUUUCAUAAUGAGGGCCUCCGUCACCCUUCGUAAAAGCUCAUCCUGCGAUGAGGCCUUACAAAUCGAAAAAGAGGACGUUGCCAAACGUUUUCGUUUUAGUUUAGUAUUAUGAGAUUCUAUUCAGAAUGUAUGUAAAUCAUGAUCAUAAUUCUUUUCAAUGGUCAAGAACAAUGUGAUAAUUGUUCGUUCAAUAUUUGAAGGUACUAAUCUAGAA
Messenger RNA from Cephus cinctus (wheat stem sawfly), 2033 nucleotides. RefSeq names its product cofilin/actin-depolymerizing factor homolog (gene tsr). The record is from RefSeq and is a predicted model, not a curated record. The coding region runs from base 375 to 821 and encodes 148 amino acids. Gene Ontology annotation, molecular function: actin filament binding. The transcript has 3 exons. Gene Ontology annotation, biological process: cell motility; actin filament fragmentation; actin filament severing. Gene Ontology annotation, cellular component: actin cytoskeleton; cytoplasm; actin cortical patch. Lineage: Eukaryota; Metazoa; Arthropoda; Insecta; Hymenoptera; Cephidae.